GUCAGUGAUUCUCUCCUUUGAAAACGACUGUACAAGUCGAAUAGCCCGAAGCCUUUUUCCUUUCCUAUGAUAUUUGCUUGCUAUGCCGUCUGGUGAGUAGCACCUCACUGCACGACGAGCUCUCCAGAUCACUGAAAGGCUGCGUGACGAUCGCUGCUUUUCCCUCUCGCCCCAGACCAUACAAGCAAUCCUGCACUCUCAGAGUCGUCUACAUCGUCUUCGGCAAACUCUAGAGCCUCAUCACCCUCUAUCAUUGAAAUGUCCGACUUCAGCCUUGUCUCUACCAGUAUCACCGCUAGUUCCAGUACUACCAGCUUUCUUGUUCCCUCGGAAGACACUUUUUCCGAUUCUCCAUCUCCAUCCAUCGAUGGGAUUCCCUUUGUGUCUCCCUUUAUCUCUGCCGAAGAUGCACCAGGGGAUCUUCCCAACUCCAUGAGCUUUUCUGACAGUCAGAUACCUGACGUAGACCCUCAAAUAUUGGAGGCUCUACGGAGCAAGGACAGAAUUUAUGUCCUGAGAUUGGGGGAGAUUAUGGAGGACCUUAUCAACGAGAAAAAGGUUCGCGCUGACCUGACCGCAGCUUCCUCUUACCAGCGGCUCCUCCUGCAUCGUUGCACUGCCUACUACAAGCUUCAAGUAGAUGUAGAUCCUCUCACGAAAUCAAUCUCUGCGCUCUUGAUUGCAGAAAGUCGAAUACCUCUCCGAAGACUGGCAGACCUCGUUCCUCCUGAGCCGACUCCACAACCUGCAUUCAAAAUUAUGCAGAGGUCUCCUCAUGAUCGUCGCGUCAAACCUCAAUCUCACACAGGCUCGGUCACCGGUGAAGAUGCUGACUCGUCUGAUAUCGAGCCUUCUGAAGCCGGCAGUGUUGGUGGACGCAGCAGUGUUACCGGUGGCAGCUCUAAGAAGCGAAUGACGAUGGAGGAACGUGAAGCGGCUUACAAUGAAGCUCGCUCGCGUAUCUUUAACGAAAAGGGGAGAGACACAGAUAUGAGUGCUAGCUCGUCCUCUAUCAGCGUCGCGUCAAGCUCAGCAGGGGGAAGUAGUCUAGGAGAUGGGGAGGACUCAGUAAACUCCUUAGCCACAGAGAGUGAACGUUCGAGCCCUUCUUCCAAUAGAAGAGGCAAUUCCUCUAUCAAGUCAUCUGGCUCCCGGCCGUUACGAUCUUCAGCGCAGCCAUUCACAUCCAGCGGAUCUGGAAGCUCACGCAACUCUCGUGCCCCUUCUCCCGCAUUCACCUAUGCUUCAUUAUACGAACCUGCCUCAUCCGGGUCGUUUGAUCCUAAUUCUGCCAGUCAACAAUACCCAUCAGCACCAUUCGGGUAUCCUUAUUCUGCCCCUGCUCCCGCGCACCCGAGUCCUUCUUUUCCCAUACAACCAUAUCCAUACUAUUAUCCGUACGGUCCACCGCCUCCGUCGCGCAAUCCCUCCGAUCCUCCAUUGACAGGUGAAGUAUAUCCACCCCCUCUUCCAAUGAUGUACAAUCAAUACAUGUGGCAAGCUCGAAAUAUGCCUCCAUUACAUUCUGCUCCCCCCUUACAGCCACAGAACGCUACUGGCGGUCCUCCUCCUCCUCAUCCCUUUGCACCGCCACCGUUUAUGCAACAUCCGCCUGGAUAUGGAUAUCCAAUGCCUGGCUACUAUACGCCCCCGAGCGACUUGUCAAUUACAUUUCAGUCUCAUCCAGAUGGACAGCUUUAUGAUGGGCGCAAUAUGGGUGCUUCGUUUCCAGCAAUGAUUCCUCCUACAACUAACAAUGGGUCGGCGCACGAUGGGGUGCCCGGAUCUAAUAAUAAGUCUUUGAACCAUCGCGCGUCGAAUGGUCAUACAAAACCGCAGACUACCCCAUUAUCUCGUCCAGCAUGGAGCUACGGUCCUGGGAUUAGCAUGGGCGGAACAAUGGUCACCAUGGCCGGCUCAAACAGCAACGGUAGUGGCGAAACUACUGGACCACGUUUGCAUUCGAUGCGUAGACAGUCGAACACAAGCAACGGGAGUUCCUCAGGAGCCUAUCGAUCCUCGAACAGUGACGAAGCCUCCUCUAUCGCUUCAUCUUCAACCUCAUCGUCUUCCAGAAGGACGUACACCUCAACAGCAUCUUCUCAACAUCCUCUCCCACCUCGACCUGACUGGGCGGUUGGUCUUAAACCUGACCCGACUCUUCACUCCACUAAUUCAAGUCGUCACCACGAUAACAGCUCCCGUAACUCCCCGGUAUCUCCUCCUCGCGUCCCGAAUGGUACAGGGCACUCGAACAAUUCUCAUAGACGCCCUCAACAGACACAGCCAUUGAUAUCGCUUCAGUCACAAGAUUUCCCCCCUUUGACUGCUAUGGCCACACCAGAAAAGCGACCGACUGCAGGAGGCGUUUGGACGAAUCCAUCAAGAUCGGUCAUGACGACUCCCGCGCUCGGAGUUACAAGUUCAGGAAAUGCUCUCGUCCAUCACCCCAAUGCUCCCAAUAUUCCUUUCACCAAUAGCGAGGCAAAUGGUUUCCGUGCUGAGGACGGCUUCCAGCGACCGCCUCCGAGAACAGCUGAGCUCUAUAACCCGAAGAUAUCAAAGCGAUCUAAUACCAUGCAGGUUCAGGGGGAGAAAAACAGCGACGUUCGUCUGAACGACCAGAUUAGAGGUCUUUCUCUGGUGGAUGGACCGUUUCAUACCAAUCACACACGAAGCAACUCUGAAAUGUCCCUUCCUGAGGCAAGAUCGACAUAAUUUGUGGAAAGUUGGCUUCAUCGUUUGUCGUGCUUCUUAUCGCAUCACUUUGAGCACUUCUGCUGUCGAUAAUCUUCCAUUGUUUCAUCCUCCUCUACAUUACUUCAGUAAAUAUGUUCUUGUUAUGAAAUAUCUACGAUAGAAUGAACAUAAGUGUUUUUGUUCAUAUAAGUUGUAGUGCAAUUUCUUGUUGAGUGUACUUAUGUACUUUCAUGUAUGUACCUGAUAAACAAGAGAGUCAUUUCUUUCUUUGGACUUUCCA
Lentinula edodes (shiitake mushroom) is the source of this 2980-nucleotide messenger RNA. RefSeq lists its product as uncharacterized. The record is from RefSeq and is a predicted model, not a curated record. The transcript is spliced from 4 exons. The coding region runs from base 259 to 2718 and encodes 819 amino acids. Gene Ontology annotation, molecular function: nucleic acid binding. Lineage: Eukaryota; Fungi; Basidiomycota; Agaricomycetes; Agaricales; Omphalotaceae.